AUGGAUCCUACUGAGGCUGAAGACGUGCACCCAGGAACUACCUAUGCACAAGCUCGAGCUACCCGACCUGAUCACGACGAGGUGGCGGCUGCCAUUGAACGCAGACUUCAAGCAGAGCGGGAGAGAGCCGCUGCCGCAUCGUCGAACGCGACAUUCGACGGAAAUCAUGAGAAGAGGCAGGAGUUCAGGAGACUGAUCGACCCUGGCAUUUUGCGCCCAAAUCCUAGACACAUUGCGCUCGAAUCUCUGCAAACGCUGCUGAAGCUGGCAGAGAAUAUCAUCGCCCAUCCGGAUGACCCGAAGUACCAGAAGUUCAAGCCGACAAAUUCUACGAUCAACCGUCUGCUCGUCGAGCCGAAGGGUACCUUGGAGUAUGCGGUCGCGAUUGGUUUCGCGCCACAGGUCGAAAACUUUCAGCCGUUCUACAUUUGGAACAAGCGACGAAUGAACGACCUCAAGAUCGGUGCAGCCAUGAUCAAAGAGGCCCUCGACCGUGAGCUCCCCAAGGAAGAACGGGCAGCGCGCAGGAGAGCCGAAGAGAAAGCGGCAGAAGAGGCUGCUAAAGCGAAGGUCAAGCAGGCAUUUUACGAUGACAGGAAGGGCAGGGCGAUCACAGAUGAACGAGAAAGAACAGCACGCGCGGCAGCUGCGGCAAGACGUGCUGCGGGUCUAUCUCCAGAACCCGAAGUCGAGGACAACCGUCCGAAGAGACGGAUGCCAGGGUCCGGCAACACCUUGUCUGGCGACGUCGUCCAACCAGAGGAAGACGGAGCCCGGACAGAUGAUGACGAAGGGGACGAGGAGUAAGCGAUGUGUUCAAACGUCACGAAUCUCAGGACUGCCUUUGAAUCUGUAGCUCUACACGUGUUUUCUAGGAAUGCUAUGUACAAUGCUGUGUUGUGUCUCUACUGUAAGGGCGUAAAGUCUGAACGUUACCGC
Molecule: messenger RNA, 939 nt
Organism: Dichomitus squalens LYAD-421 SS1
Lineage: Eukaryota; Fungi; Basidiomycota; Agaricomycetes; Polyporales; Polyporaceae
Exons: 5
Coding region: 1-807 (268 amino acids)
Cellular component (GO): cytoplasm
Source: RefSeq, a predicted model, not a curated record